Cetraspora pellucida is the source of this 315-nucleotide messenger RNA. Lineage: Eukaryota; Fungi; Glomeromycota; Glomeromycetes; Diversisporales; Gigasporaceae. The record is from the annotation of a GenBank genome assembly.
AUGUCUCUUAAUAACUAUCUUGAACAUUCACAAAAUUCUACACCUACCUUAAUUAAAUUGAGUAGUGAUUCUAAUAAUGAUGAACAAACUUUUAAACGUGACAAGAAACAAAUCUAUUGCAAACUAUGCAAAACAAAUUAUGGACUCAAAACUGAAAUUAGUACAAUAAAAUGUCAUUUUGAAGCCAACUAUAAAGCUGAAUAUGCCCAUACUCUUCUUCAAUUAUCACAGACUAUAGAUUAUUAUGGUGUUCAUGAUGAAAGUAAAGUAAAAAAAUUGAAUGGUCUUUUCCAAAACAAUCUUCAACCUGAAUGA